This is a messenger RNA of Salvelinus sp. IW2-2015, 364 nucleotides long. Its product is annotated as staphylococcal nuclease domain-containing protein 1. Gene Ontology annotation, biological process: mRNA catabolic process. Gene Ontology annotation, molecular function: RNA binding; nuclease activity. Lineage: Eukaryota; Metazoa; Chordata; Actinopteri; Salmoniformes; Salmonidae. Gene Ontology annotation, cellular component: nucleus; cytosol. The record is from RefSeq and is a predicted model, not a curated record.
GUCUUGUCAGGAUGUGCAAUAAUCGUGCGGGGCCAGCCACGGGGAGGYCCGCCCCCGGAGCGUCAGAUCAACCUGAGCAACAUCCGUACCGGAGUGCUAGCUCGCCGCGCCCCCCAGAGCCAGCCCGACCAAAAGGACACCCCUGACGAGCCCUACGCCUUCCAGGCCAGAGAGUUCUUGCGCAAGAUGCUGAUUGGGAAGGAGGUAUGCUUCACAGUGGAGGUCAAGACUGCUCUGGGCAGAGAAUACGGCAUGGUGUACCUGGGCAGAGACACCACCGGYGAGAACAUUGCUGAAUCUCUGGUGAACGAGGGCCUCGCCACUGUCCGCAGGGAAGGAAUCCGGGGCAACAAGUAAGACUCAG